CCACCAGCCACGAGCAACAACUUGAUGAAGCGAUGUGAUAGAAUGACGGAUGCUUGACCUUUCGCAUCCUGAAGCCAUGUUGCUGUCACAGCUCUCCAUGGGUGCGCAGGACCCGGUGAGGCUGACAUGACUGGUCUCCUGUGUCGGUCGCUCGAUGGAGCACGCCUUCGAUUGCACCAUCGCCAUUCCACUCGCCUCGUCCCCUUCAUUUCAUCAUGGCUCCAGAACCGCCUCGAUGGGAGAAAUUCUCUCUCUCAUCGCGCCAUCGUUCCUCUUCUUCCAUCUAGAUUCUCUGCUCCAUCCAGAUCUCGCUCGUUAAGCUUGCAGUUCGGGCGCGGAGCUAGAAUUGGCAAGUGAUUGUCGUCCGGCUGGCUAUCCACAUACUCUGCUGCUUCUACGACGACAUCAUUUCUUUUUCCCGGGGGAUGCUACAACACUAAUACUACGGACCCUGCUUGAUCCCAGCACACGACACUCGACGGGAAUCUCGAGGAUCUUAUAUCUUUCCUUCUUCCCUCCUCCUGCCCUCCUCGCCGCAUUCUCCCUGAGAUCACAACAGCGACCCGUUGACCAGGUUCGCUACGUCGAAAUCUGUGCUGUUCACCAGCCUUACCUCUCUCCUCCGAGGUCCUUGUCAGCAUAAGCGAGACUUUGCAGACUGUGGCCGUCACUAGGCAGUGCUUCUGCAAGCCAAGUUCACCCUAACAUCCCUGCUUGUCCUUCCUCAGCCCUUGGCAGGACAGUUGCUGAAGCCACGCGCCUCGAGCAACCGAGUCUUAAGUCGCCCCCAAUCCGCCAAAGCCACCUGAUCCAACAGUCGACCUCUCCGACGGAUCCCUCGUCUGCGCUGUCUCUUGGUCUUGAUCACGUACCCGUCUGCGUCGCCUGAGUUUACACGCUCCUCCUCUUCUACCUUUUUUGACAGUCCCCUGACCACGACGUGCUGUCCAAGCACCUCUUGGGGAUACGGCCAGACGCAAGAUGGCGCCCUCCAAAUCCCAGAUAGGCCGAGGGGUGGCCAAGGUUCUUCGGAUCAAUCUCGACGAGCGACAGGCACAGAAGGAUGCUGUCACACGAGGCGAAUCAACUUAUUCAGUCAGUACCGCUGAUACGUAUGUGGAGGAUGAACCGAGUACUCUCGACUGGAUCAAAGAGGUUAUUCCCACAGGGUCGGAAUUGCGCACGUAUGUCCGCAACCUUUUCCCAUUCACUCGAUGGAUUCUGCGGUAUAACGCUCAAUGGUUGAUGGGUGACCUUGUUGCUGGUAUUACCGUCGGUUGCGUUGUCGUGCCGCAGAGCAUGGCCUAUGCCAAACUCGCAGAGCUCUCUCCCGAGUAUGGCCUUUACUCUUCUUUCAUGGGUGUCCUGAUCUACUGGUUCUUCGCCACCUCCAAAGAUAUCACCAUUGGCCCUGUCGCUGUCAUGUCCACCAUUGUCGGUAAUGUCGUCAACAAGGUCGCUGAUGAGCAUCCCGAGGUGCCUGGUCAUGUUGUUGCGUCUGCGUUGGCAAUCAUCGCAGGUGCCAUUGUCUGUUUCAUCGGGCUUAUUCGGUGCGGCUGGAUCGUCGACUUUAUUCCAUUGACUGCCAUCUCGGCGUUCAUGACUGGUUCUGCUAUCAACAUUGCCGCGGGUCAAGUUCCAACAAUGAUGGGGAUCAAGGUCAAGGGCUUCAACACUCGCGAUUCUACCUAUAUGGUCAUUAUCAACACGUUGAAGUACCUUGGUCAUACCAAGAUCGAUGCUGCCAUGGGCUUGACCGCGCUUUUCCUACUCUAUGCCAUCCGUAUUACCUGCACGGUGCUGGCAAAGAGGCAUCCCAACCGGGCCAAGACGUACUUUUUCAUUUCGACUCUGCGCACGGCCUUUGUCAUCCUGCUGUACACCCUCAUCAGCUGGCUCGUCAACAGACAUCAUCGGAGCAACCACGUUUUCCAGAUUUUGGGAAAGGUGCCCCGUGGAUUCAAACAUGCUGCAGUGCCCAAGGUCAACACCGAGAUCAUCAGUUACUUUGCGAGCGAACUUCCUGCGUCCGUCAUUGUCCUCCUCAUUGAGCACAUUGCGAUUUCCAAGUCCUUUGGUCGGGUCAACAACUACACGAUCGAUCCGUCGCAGGAACUUGUUGCUAUCGGUGUUACUAACCUGCUCGGACCUUUCCUUGGAGCUUACCCUGCCACUGGCUCAUUCUCGAGAACUGCAAUCAAAUCCAAGGCAGGCGUGCGAACCCCUUUUGCUGGUGUCAUUACCGCGGUUGUUGUCCUUUUGGCCAUUUACGCCCUGCCGGCCGUCUUUUACUACAUUCCAAACGCUUCGCUGGCUGGUGUCAUCAUUCACGCGGUCGGUGACUUGAUCACACCCCCCAAUACCGUCUACCAGUUCUGGCGAGUUUCACCCCUUGAGGUUUUUAUAUUCUUUGCAGGUGUAUUUGUGACCAUCUUCUCCACAAUCGAGAAUGGCAUCUAUACCACCAUUUGUGUGAGUGCGGCUGUAUUGCUCUACCGGGUCGUCAAAGCCAAGGGACACUUUGUGGGCAAAGUCCAGAUCCAUUCGGUUAUCGGCGACCACCUGCUUGAAGACAAAUUCCACGACCAUCCCGAGUCACCCGAUGACGGAUCUGCUGUCCGAGAUAUCUUCCUGCCUUUGGACCACAAUGAUGGAACCAAUCCACAGGUCAAGGUGGAGUCGCCUUACCCUGGUAUCUUUAUUUACCGGUUCAGUGAAGGCUUCAACUACCCAAAUGCCAACCACUAUACCGACUACCUCGUCAAGUAUAUUUUCGAUCAUACAAGAAGAACCAACCCGGACUCGUGGCCACGCCCUGGUGACCGACCAUGGAACAACCCAGGCCCUCGUAGGGGCAAAUCGGAACCUGACCGUUCUCAUCUGCCUACUCUCAAAGCCAUCAUUCUCGACUUGUCCUCGGUCAACAAUGUCGAUGUCACCAGUGUACAGAAUCUGAUCGAUGUACGCAACCAGCUGGAUCGCUAUGCUGCUCCUGAUGUCGUGCAAUGGCAUCUUGCCUGCAUCAACAACAGGUGGACUAAGCGUGCCCUUGCUUCGGCCGGGUUUGGCUACCCAACAGCUCAGAGCGAAGAAUGGCACCGUUGGAAACCAAUCUUCAGCGUGGCUGAGAUUGGCGGUUCCAAUUCGGCCGCCGCCGCAGUUGAACAGGAGACCAAUAGAAGACUGUCGAGACACGUCCCUGGAGAUGAGGAACACGGAGGUCACAGGAGGAGGAGCAGCGUACCUGACGAAGGACUUCAGUCACAAGAGAAGUACAAGGAUGAUUCGGCGGCCUCAAGUUCCAGCAAUGGUCAUGAUCUGCACCGCGAGAUCAGCAAUAGCAAGGCUUACAACCGGAAUCAAAGCAGGAAGGUUGUGGUUCACGGCUUGAACCGGCCCUUUUUCCAUCUCGACCUGACCAGCGCAUUGCAGUCUGCUAUUGCCAAUGUUGAGCAUCAGGAACGUCUCAAGAGAGAACAGGCCGGCCAAGGUGGGGGCGAUUAUCCUAUCAGCAAGGAUCUGUAAGUGAGCGGUUCAUGAACUGCCUUACACUCAUCGCCCGACAAUCUUGGUGGACCUUGUUAUCUGCAAGGCAGCACGCAGCACCGGUAUGAUUUAUGACAAAGUUAGAAGUUGAAUUGGCACAUGUGAUGGAUCUAUUUUUGCGGUUUGUUUGAGAGGAUGAGAGAAUAUAUGUUAUUGUUGUGCCAUCGUUUUGGAAGAGUGAUUGGAAAUACUACGAACUUUCAACUUUCGAGAGAGCUUGGCAGAAGAUAUUGAAUGCACUGUCUUUAAUCAGACUUGGAUACGCAAUACAACAUGCGACAUGCAGCUACCUAGGUUUAUAUGUAUGUGUCGGAAUGAUUUUGAACCUC
Molecule: messenger RNA, 3875 nt
Organism: Exophiala dermatitidis NIH/UT8656
Lineage: Eukaryota; Fungi; Ascomycota; Eurotiomycetes; Chaetothyriales; Herpotrichiellaceae
Product: SulP family sulfate permease
Exons: 1
Coding region: 982-3525 (847 amino acids)
Biological process (GO): transmembrane transport
Cellular component (GO): membrane
Molecular function (GO): secondary active sulfate transmembrane transporter activity
Source: RefSeq, a predicted model, not a curated record